AUGAGGGCCUCAAGAGCCGUGGCCGUCCUUGGUGACGGUCGCAUUCUAAGCUCGAGCCCUGGAGCAAAGCUCUUGAACUUGAGCUGGAGCUGCAGGACGAGCUCUGAUGCGCCGCGACAAUGGCACCAGGCCGCCCAGUUCGAGGGCGCGAGGAGCUUUAGCCAGUCUUCCAAGCGAGGCGCUGCCUUGAAUGCUGCCCAAGAAGCUCUCAAGGCUGCCAAAGAAGCUGCCAACCUGUCCCCCGAAGUUGUCAAGGCGCGCAUGAGUCCCGAAGAGACCAAGCGACUUUCUAUGGUUCGAAACAUUGGUAUUGCAGCACACAUCGACAGCGGUAAAACAACAUGUACCGAACGAGUUCUCUUCUACACCGGCCGUAUCAAGUCAAUUCACGAGGUUCGAGGUCGAGACAGCGUCGGCGCAAAGAUGGACUCUAUGGAACUGGAACGCGAGAGAGGAAUCACUAUUCAAUCGGCUGCGACUUUCUGCGACUGGGAAAAAAAGGAAAACGGAAAAACGGAAACCUACCACAUCAACUUGAUUGACACCCCUGGCCACGUCGACUUUACAAUCGAGGUCGAGCGAGCCCUGCGAGUUCUCGAUGGUGCCGCUAUGAUUCUCUGCGCCGUCAGCGGCGUGCAGAGUCAGACAAUCACCGUCGACAGGCAGAUGAAACGGUACAAUGUUCCCCGGAUUAGCUUCGUCAAUAAGAUGGAUCGUAUGGGUGCCAACCCCUUCAAGGCGGUCGAGCAGAUCAACUCCAAGCUUAGGUUCCCUGCUGCUGCUGUUCAGAUCCCAAUCGGCUCCGAGAAGGAAUUCGAGGGCGUUGUGGAUCUGAUCCACAUGCGCUCCAUCCGGAACGACGGUCAUCGAGGUGUUCAACUCAAGAUCUCCGAUCAGAUCCCCGAGGAUCUCAAGGAACUCGCCCAACAGAAGCGUCAAGAGCUCAUCGAGAAGCUCGCCGACGUCGACGACGAGAUGGCCGAGAUGUUCUUGGACGAGAAGGAGCCUACCCCCGAGCAAAUCAAAGCUGCCAUCCGCAGAGCAACCAUCGCCCUGAAGUUCACUCCCGUGCUGAUGGGUACCGCUCUUGGAGACAAGUCUAUCCAGCCGAUGCUCGACGCCAUUUGCGAUUACCUACCGAACCCCGCCGAUGUGCAGAACAUGGCUCUUGACCGCUCCCAAAAGGAGAAGCCAACAGCUCUGGUCCCGUACAAUGCGCUUCCCUUCGUCGGCCUCGCAUUCAAGCUCGAGGAGAACCCUUACGGUCAGCUCACCUACAUCCGUGUGUAUCAGGGCCAGCUCAAGAAGGGCAGCUACCUGUUCAACUCGCGCACCAACAAGAAAGUCCGUAUCCCCCGUAUCGUCCGCAUGCACUCCAAUGAAAUGGAGGACGUCAGCGAGAUCGGUGCCGGUGAGAUCUGCGCCGUGUUCGGCGUCGACUGCGCAUCUGGCGACACCUUCACCGACGGCAAUCUUCCCUACACGAUGAGCUCCAUGUACGUUCCCGACGCCGUCAUGUCUCUCUCCAUCAAGCCCAAGCGAAGCAGCGACGCCGAUCCCUUCUCCAAGGCCAUGAACCGUUUCCAGCGCGAGGAUCCCACCUUCCGCCUGACAGUCGACGAGGAGUCUGAGGAGACCAUCAUCUCCGGCAUGGGCGAACUUCACCUCGAAGUCUACGUUGAGCGUCUCCGCCGCGAGUAUAAGGUAGAGUGUGAGACGGGUCAGCCGCGCGUGGCCUACCGUGAGACCAUCACUCGCCGCGCCGACUUUGACUACCUCCUCAAGAAGCAGACUGGUGGACCCGGUGACUUUGCUCGUGUCAUGGGCUGGCUGGAGCCGUACGAGGAGGACCCGGAGAAGAACCACUUCGAGACGCAGGUUGUGGGCGGCACGAUCCCUGACAAGUUCCUGGCGGCUUGCGGUAAAGGUUUCGAGAUGGGCUGCGAGCAGGGCCCGCUGUUGGGCCACAAGGUCAUCGGCGCCAAGCUGGUGGUCAACGAUGGCGCGACGCACGUGACGGACUCUUCGGACUAUGCCUUCCAGAUGGCGACACAGUCGGCGUUCCGCAAGGCGUUCAAGGACGCCGGCGGCACGGUGCUCGAGCCGCUGAUGAAGACAACCAUCACGGCACCCAAUGAGUUCCAGGGUAACAUCAUCAUGCUCAUGAACAAGCGCGGCACCAUUGUUGACACUGAGAUCGGCCCCGAGGACUUCACACUUAUCGCUGACUGCUCGCUGAACGCCAUGUUCGGCUUCAGCUCGCACCUUCGUGCCGCGACGCAGGGUAAGGGAGAGUUCAGCAUGGAGUUCAGCCACUAUGCGGCAGCACCGCCACAGUUGCAGAAAGAACUCAUUGCCAAGUACGAGAAGGAGAGAUUCGCGAAAUAG
Molecule: messenger RNA, 2388 nt
Organism: Diaporthe amygdali
Lineage: Eukaryota; Fungi; Ascomycota; Sordariomycetes; Diaporthales; Diaporthaceae
Product: elongation factor g
Exons: 4
Coding region: 1-2388 (795 amino acids)
Biological process (GO): mitochondrial translational elongation
Cellular component (GO): mitochondrion
Molecular function (GO): GTP binding; translation elongation factor activity; GTPase activity
Source: RefSeq, a predicted model, not a curated record